AUGAUAAUAUUAAAAAUUAACCAUGCCGACAAGGUGUUCAUUAAUUGGCCCCAUUGGCGUGAGGAUGUCAGUUAUUUUGAUACUGAUGAUGAUAAUGAUGAUGCCGAUUGUGACGAAGGAAGUAAUGUGUAUGAAGAGAUUGAGACCGUUGUUGUAACAUCCAGUGAAGAAGACGUUUAUGACGAAAUCUAUUCUGAUGGAAGAGAAGCCGACAGGGGUGACAAUGAGAUGCAUUACGUCACAUCUUCCAAUGAUGAUGACAAUACUGAGGUUGUUGAUUCUCCUGGUCCUGAUUGA
Messenger RNA from Rodentolepis nana, 297 nucleotides. The record is from the annotation of a GenBank genome assembly. Lineage: Eukaryota; Metazoa; Platyhelminthes; Cestoda; Cyclophyllidea; Hymenolepididae.